Molecule: messenger RNA, 1168 nt
Organism: Perognathus longimembris pacificus (Pacific pocket mouse)
Lineage: Eukaryota; Metazoa; Chordata; Mammalia; Rodentia; Heteromyidae
Gene: Myd88
Product: MYD88 innate immune signal transduction adaptor
Exons: 5
Coding region: 22-585 (187 amino acids)
Biological process (GO): positive regulation of canonical NF-kappaB signal transduction; Toll signaling pathway; MyD88-dependent toll-like receptor signaling pathway
Cellular component (GO): plasma membrane
Molecular function (GO): Toll-like receptor binding; TIR domain binding
Source: RefSeq, a predicted model, not a curated record
CUGGAGCUGGGGCCGGGCGUUAUGGAGGACUGCAACAAGUACAUUCGGAAGCAACAGCAGCUGGAGACUGAGAAGCCCUUGCAGGUGGCUCGGGUGGACAGCAGCGUCCCCAGGACUGAGGAGCUGACAGGCAUCACCACCCUGGACGACCCGCUGGGACAAACACCAGAGUGUUUCGAUGCCUUCAUCUGCUACUGCCCCAAUGACCUCCAGUUUGUGCAGGAGAUGAUCCGGCAGCUGGAGCAGACCGACCACCGGCUGAAGUUGUGCGUGUCAGACCGCGAUGUGCUUCCCGGCACUUGUGUCUGGUCCAUCGCCAGUGAACUCAUCGAGAAGAGAUGCCGCCGGAUGGUGGUGGUGGUCUCAGAUGAUUACCUACAGAGCAAGGAGUGUGACUUCCAGACAAAAUUUGCACUCAGCCUCUCUCCAGGUGCACAUCAGAAACGUCUGAUCCCCAUCAAGUACAAGCCCAUGAAGAAGGAGUUCCCCAGCAUCCUCCGCUUCAUCACCGUCUGUGACUACACCAACCCAUGCACCAAGUCCUGGUUCUGGACCCGCCUGGCCAAGGCCUUGUCCUUGCCUUAAUGGGGGCAUCUGGACCAUGGAGGAGGGCCUGAACCAUAGGGGUGCCCUAAAUGUGCCUUACUCCCCUUCACCUUUUAUUUCUCUGAGACCUGGCAGCUCCAAGCUGCACCCGAGGAGCAAGGAGGGAAAAUCAGAGUGGAGCUCUGUGCGAUCACAGCAGGAACUGUCUCAGGGGUGCCCUGGAGAGACCAUUUUGGGGUUCAGAGGGUGUAUGUAGGAGGAACCUAGGCCCCCUCGCUCUUCUCCUCGGGGUGGAUCCCUCCCUAAGCCUGGCCCGCCAAGCUCCUCCUCUUGUUGGCAUACAGACCCCUGCCAGCCUCUGACCCCUGAUCUACGGACAGAUCUGAGCAAUUGGGGAUGUCCAGGGGAUAAUGAGUCCUGCACGGUCAGACCCAAUGUAGAAAGGGGCCUGGGCCCUGAGUGUGUCCAUUCUAUCUGAGCGGCCAUGGUCUCUCCCUGGCAAUGUCAGGAGAAAAGCUUUCUCCUUGUGCCACCACUCACACACAGAGUGAGCCCCAACAGCUUCUUUCCCUCCUUCCUCUGGCCUUCCUUCCCUCCCUUCCUCUCCUUCCUCUCUUCCCUC